This is a messenger RNA of Aspergillus nidulans FGSC A4, 1497 nucleotides long. RefSeq lists its product as uncharacterized. The record is from RefSeq and is a predicted model, not a curated record. Lineage: Eukaryota; Fungi; Ascomycota; Eurotiomycetes; Eurotiales; Aspergillaceae. The transcript has 7 exons. The coding region runs from base 1 to 1497 and encodes 498 amino acids.
AUGGAACCUACUCCUAUCGCUGAGGACUCUCCAGCCCAUGACACUCCCAACAAUAGAGCAUUGCUGGUCAAAGGGCUACAGGAUUCUGCUGCUGCAGCCAUCGAGUACCUUCAUACCUCAGCUCUUCCGGCCCAAACCUGGUCUCUACCUGCAAAGGUGUUCCCGGAGUCCGUGCUCAUUCUCGCCUCCUGCAUCGUUUCGGGGAAGGAAGACGGAGUACGGACAAUCAAGCUGAACAUUGAGAUCCCAGGUGUGAACCGUCCUCAGUCAUCGCUCAAUGCUCUUCUUGAGUACUGCUCUGUAUUGGGGAGGAGAGCUUUUGAGCAAUCCUGUGAAGGCAUGCUGCGGGUCAGUAGUCUAGCUAUAUCUGCAGAGAAAAAGGUCGAGCGUAUCAUGCGCCUGGUUGGCCGUUCAGAUCGUCGUGCUCUCCUUUACGCCGAGCUCAGUGCUUUCCAGGGUUUGACUUCAGACCUAACAAAGCAUGUCGACGCCAUUGGUAUGGCGUUUAAGGAGUGGUCCGAUUUCACUGAUAACCUCAGGGUCCACCUUGGCGACGAGUUGGGUGUUGAUCCAACUGAGGAUCUUUCUAAUGACGACCUCAAACUUGCCCAGGACAUUUUUGAACGGGCGGAGCAGAAGCUCGACAAAGCUCAGGCUCAAUACCAGGACCAAGAUAGGAAGCUGACUGAACUGCUUACCAGGGAGAUUCCCAGAGUUUGUUCACCGGCAGAGAUUCUUGAGAAGCUCUCGGAGAUUAUCCCUCAAGACAGCGAUAAAUGGCCCGGCCUUAGAAGAAUCUGGAGAGCUUUCUGGAGUGGCGAGAAGCGCACCGAGAGGGCGUUCGACGAUCGACUGAAAAUGCACAUGCAAAGCCUAACAGAGGCAAUCAAAAUAUCAUCUGCAGAGGCCGAAAGGGAGCAAAUCGCUUUGAGAGAGCAAACUGAAGUCGUCAGCGUCAAAAUCAAGAAAGCAGAAGCGGACCUGGACGUCGCAAAGCAAGAGUACGCAGAGGCUUCUGAGAAUCUGAUACGAGUCUCCCGCAGGGUUUCUCAGCAAAACCUCCGGUUGUUGGGUGGAAACAAACUUGAUCUGAAAGCGAUUCAACAAAUCCUAAGUAAAUCAGCCCAGCAGCUCAGGAUCCUUCGGCAGCGAAUCUCAACCCUCGCAACCAUGUUCACCGAUCUGUCGAACCUGAUAGAAAAUACCAUUCACAAAUACGAGAACUUCCAGCGUGGCCUGCAAUUGGGGCAACGAUACAUUCGACCAGGCCUUGACGACAUGGAGAAUUUCAGCCGCACAGACUUGGAACUAUACAAGAGACAACAUCAAAAGCUUGAAUCCUGGUGUACAAAGUCUGUCCAGGAGAUUGAACAACUGACCCUUGAGGGCCAUAUAUCGCCAUUCCCGUUCCACUGGGUCAUGGGAUCAUCUGAAAAGAAGAAAUUUCCAGCAGCCACAUGCAUUGUCAGGCGCCUCCCAUAUACCAAGCAGUACUGA